Botrytis cinerea B05.10 is the source of this 3273-nucleotide messenger RNA. RefSeq lists its product as hypothetical. NCBI's taxonomy places the organism in Eukaryota, Fungi, Ascomycota, Leotiomycetes, Helotiales, Sclerotiniaceae. The coding region runs from base 482 to 2815 and encodes 777 amino acids. The transcript has a single exon. The record is from RefSeq and is a predicted model, not a curated record.
GUACUUUUCACCACCUCAUCGUCGACAAACGCAUGCAAUUACAACACAAAGGAAACACAGAAUCUAAGCACUUACCCAUCAUGCCCCAUAUCCUCAUCCAACUCAGAUUAUCGAAUUUGAUUCUCGGCUUCUAAUUGGAGCUCAGUUUCUAGACUGAGCUACAAAGCUAUCUGCUAUAUUGAAGACUUUGAAGGUCUCAAAUCUAUAGCUAUCUUAUUCUCAAUUCCAACAUAUUUUACUUCUCUUGAAAACGUCACAUACUACCUAUCUACCAUUUUGGGCUGCAUUAACAAGCAACUCUAAUCGUCAAAGCAACUUUAUACAACAACAAAUAUACAAUCGCCAACAAGCUUCCGAUCGAGGCGAAGGACAAUCUAUGUCUGAAUCUCUUCGAAACAUCUGCUCAAACAUCACAUCAUAUCUAUCUAAAAUAUCAAAACAACUUGCACCUCUCAAAACUCAUUUUAUAUCAAUCAUUAAAAUGGCUUGCAGAGAAAAAACACAAGAGGAAGUCGACAAGACUUCCCAAACCGCCAGUGAACUUACUUCGAUGACGAUUACUAUGCCACCGCCUCCCGAGAGCUUUCCUCAAUUUUCGCAAAACGCAGCUAACGGAAUGCAAGCUGAGGAAAAUUUCGUCUCUGGCCAUCUCGCAAGCACCCCCACUCAAGAGUUUGCGAAUUUCAAUAGACAAGUUACCGCCGAUGGUAACGAGGUCGAUGAAUCGCCAAAGCAGUUUAGCGCAGUAGGAAAUGACAUUCAGAGACAAUUGGAAACCGAGUCGUCCACUGAUGCUUACGGUAACAUACUCAGGGCCAGAUCAUUUAAAAACAGGAAGGGGGACGGCAGACCUUCGUUUCAGAGGUAUCAGCAUUGCUCUACAAAGGACGUCGACAACGAUAAUCUCGAGACCGACGAUGAAGAUGAAGACAAAGAUGAAGAUGAAGACGGAGGUGAAAAUGGAGACGGAGAUGAAAACAAAGAUAAAGACAAACGAAGUAGAUCUUUGUGUAAGCGAAUUCUGCGAUUCGUCUUGAUGAUAAAAAAGAAUAAGUUGUGUAAAUCGAAGGUGUUUGGAAAUCAGGAGUCAAGCGCCUCGGGCAAUAUUCUCGGGGCUAAGUCCAACUCCAGGGUAACAGCAGCCACCUCCCAUCUGAACGAUGCGAAUAGCAACGGCGUGGCUACUAGAAACUCAGCGCAACUUGGUGAAGGCCCGGAAGAGAUGGGUAGAGGCACUAUUAUUCCUGAUGCAAAUUUCAACACUGAAGUCGUGUACUCGAAGGAGAGGCCCGAAGGAGUCAUCAAAUCUGAACCUACGUUUGGAGGUAUUGCUAUCAUACACAAGAUGUGCAGAAUGCCUCCUGAAGAGCCCAAAAUGUCAAAAUUGACGUUGAGGCGUCAACGGGUCUCUUCAUUGGCAAAGAAGAUCAAUCCUCGAAAAAGGCAGAGACAAUCUGGGAGAGACAAUGAAGCAAGAAUGUCCCUAAGACACGCCGAAGCAGAUUUGGGUGCAUUGACCAGAGAUGAAGUCAGAGAGAAUGCUGAAAGAGAGGUUGUAGAUGAUCACACAGAUAACACCGAAGAUAUCGAAAACCAGACGAAUCAAACCACACGAUCUGAAGAGAACCAUGAUGGCAUGAUGCAAACAAGCAGCAAAUCAGGCACAAAAGAUGUUGCGCAUUACAUCAAGCAAACCGCAAGCUCAAAACAAAAUUCUGGAGAGAUGAUUCUGGCCGCUGAUGCGCACGGCACCAAAGAACUCGAAGCUCAAGUCAGCCAAAUGACAAAUCCAGUUGCCAGUGUACGAACUUGCUUCAUCUCUAAAUCCAACUCUGUCAAAUCUGUUGCGCCAAUUAUAGAAGACGCGUCAAAUAAUACGGGAGGCGAGAGCGCAGCCCCAGAGAGCGUGCAAGGAUUUCAAAAUACAAGAGACCUCACUGUUUCAGACCCUGAAGCCGCGACCCUAAGAAGAACACGCAGAUCAUAUUGUUUACACGAUGAAUUUGUUCAUCCCACGGUCGUAAUUGUCAAUUUAAGCAAAAGGCCUCAUCCAACAACAGAUUUGGGAGUCCCAGAACCGUCUGCGGUUAGUAGGUCUUUAAAAACUGUCACCGGAUAUAAUCUCAUUGGCUACAACGCCGAAUUGCUUCAAUCGCACGAAAAUCUUGCCCUCAUUCCAAAAGUAAAUCGUCGCUCUGCUCAAGAUGACGAUGAUGAUAAUUUUGGAGCCCCUCUUUGUCGCACUCCUAGUCAUAAACCCUCAGCCGAAGAAACUCGCCAAACAGAGAGUGAAAUGAGCAUCGAUCCAUACCCCAAUGCAAUCCCCAUGUCGAGAGAUGCUCCCAUAAACAGGGAAAAUGAUGCAAGCGUUGACCAACAAAACAACAACGAGACCUCCUUGACAGUAGCUCUAACCCCGGAAGCAAUUCUUGAGGCUCGCAAUCUAGAGUAUUAUAUUUCAUUAAUUCCCACCCUUGAUGGAAAGUCCAAUCCAGAAGUACAACGUAUUCUUCAGGCUCUGAAGGGAUAUCCUAUCAAAAUGGGCAGCAUCUCAGAAAGUGACCUUGAAAACGAUUCGGAAGCCAGUCAAAGAUCUAACCCCGAGCCCGCAAGCCUGGAAAGUACCCUCAACAUCUCAGAAAGCAGCACGGGCGUCCAGCAACAUCUGGUCUCCAAACCGAGAGUCAACAGGAAGAUACGUCGAAUCAGACCGAGAAUCGCCAGGAAGGGACGCCCAUCAAUGAGAUUUGAAUCGUACGAUAAAGAGUUCCUGACAUCGGGAGAAAACAGCUUGACAAGCCCAACGCAACAAUGAUUAGCCGAAAGCUCCCAUUGCACAGAAUUUGGGGCAUGACUGGAAUCUAAAAAUUAAGUAAGAGGGUGAGAUCUGAUACUCAUACGAAGUGGACAAAUUGAAAUAGUCGAAACACACAAGGUAUUGGCGGGCUUUGAGAUACACGUCUAUCGUUCAUUCAUUCAAUUGUAUCUGCGAAGAAAAGUUUGCUUACAGGCCUAUCAUUUGUUUUAUUAUAUCUGCAAGGAAUUUUGAGUUAUAUGCUUGUCACUCGUCGAUCAUAUCAGCGAUAACCUUUACUUCCUAAGACUAUCAUUUAUUUUUUCAAAACAUAAGAGACUCCAAGAUAUGGCUCAUCACUCGUUUGGUCAUAUCUAUGAGUGGGAAAAAUAGAGGUACGGGUAGGAAAAUUACAUCAUCGAUAGCUGGGUAGGCAGGGAACCAUGUGUACAUCUCAGUUGUAAUUUACUAGAAUGGCA